GGGGAGGAGUCUCUCGCUGACAAGAGGGAGCCUUGCUUUUUCUGAGUUUGUCAGCUCCCCCUAAAAUAGCAGUCAGCGUGUAAAUGUGAACUGAAAUUACGCUUAUCCACUGGAGCCACCGAUAUAGAGUGUCUAUACACGGCAACUGACUUGGGAGUAAAGGACAUUUUUCCAAGGAGGACAAAACACCAGAAAGCUGAAAGCCAAGGAUGUAUUGAGUGAAAAAUAAGAGAUAGAAGCUGAGCAUUCGUGGUCCAAUAAAGAGGAUAGUGUUUCUCUGAGUGUUUGAUUGUGGUCUGUCGACGAGCGUGUUGCGAAGACAGAAGAAAGAACGUAUACACGAAGAGAGACUGUUGCACAAUGUGCUAGGAGAGCGCCGGAAGAAAUCGUGUAGUUUUUCUGAUAUUGUCGAGGUGUCAGAGAGACCGGAAAGGACGCAGUCAUGGGGCGGAAGAAGAUACAGAUCACCAGGAUCAUGGAUGAGAGGAACAGGCAGGUUACCUUCACAAAGAGGAAGUUUGGACUGAUGAAAAAGGCCUAUGAGCUGAGCGUACUAUGUGACUGUGAGAUAGCCCUCAUCAUUUUCAACAGCUCUAACAAACUGUUCCAGUAUGCCAGCACGGACAUGGACAAAGUGCUGCUGAAAUACACAGAGUACAACGAGCCCCAUGAGAGCAGAACCAACUCUGACAUUGUAGAGGCGCUAAACAAGAAAGAACACAGAGGUUGUGAUAGCCCGGACCCCGAUGCCUCAUAUGUCCUCACUCCUCACACAGAAGAAAAGUAUAAAAAAAUUAAUGAGGAGUUUGAUAAUAUGAUGAGAAAUCAUAAAAUCCCCACAGCAUUGCCUCAGCAGAACUUCUCCAUGCAUGUGGCAGUGCCUGUAUCCAAUCCCAAUGCCAUGUACCAGCCAGGAGGGACUCUGGGCAGCCAGGCACUGGCAGCAGCCACGGCCUCUCUGAGUGACAGUGGGAUGCUGUCCCCUCCACAGGCCUCUCUGCACAGGAAUGUGGGUUCAAGUGGAGGACCCCAGAGGCCCACCAGUACAGGGAACGGUUUUGUUAACCCCAGGGGCUCUCCGGGCGUCCUCAGCACACCCAGCGGCAAUGGCCUGGGUAAAGUCAUGCCCACCAAGUCUCCACCACCCCCUGGAGGGAACAUGGGAAUGGGAGGCCGCAAGCCAGACCUAAGGGUUGUUAUCCCUCCAUCUAGCAAAGGGAUGAUGCCCCCACUGUCGGAGGAGGAGGAAAUGGAUUUGAACACCCAGAGGAUAAGCAGCUCCCAGUCCACCCAGCCGCUGGCCACUCCAGUAGUGUCUGUCACCACCCCCAGCUUACCCCCACAGGGCCUGGUCUACUCGGGCAUGCCCACCUCCUACAACCCUACUGAGUUCUCCCUGAGCAGCGCAGAGAUCUCUUCCCUACAGGGCUUUAGCUCUCCUGGGCUCUCACUGGGCUCCAUGUCGGCAUGGCAACAGCAUCAACUGGGCCAGGCAGCUCUUAAUUCUUUGGUUGGUGGAGGUCACCUACCUCAGGGCUCCAACCUCUCCAUCAGCACCAGCCACAGCAUAAACAUCAAGUCGGAGCCCAUUUCGCCGCCACGGGAGCGUGUCACCCCAUCUGGCUUCCCCCCUCAGCAGCCGCAGCAAGGGUCCAGCCGACAGGAAGUUCUGGGACGUUCACCCGCCGACAGCCUCAGCUCCUCCUGUAGCUCUUACGACGGCAGCGAUCGCGAGGAUCACCGGCCAGACUUCCACUCCCCGCUGGGGCUGGGAAGACCCCCCGCUGGCUCCGAGGACAGGGAGAGCCCUUCGGUCAAGCGCUUGCGCAUGGACACAUGGGUGACAUAAAGAGCCCCGAUCACGCCUCCAGUCACCAGCCAGUCAGAGAGAGGGAGGGGUUAGACAUGGAGAUAAAAGAGAGAGCAAGGGUCCUUAGAGCUAUCAUUAUAUUAUUCAACUCCAUUUCAAUUUGUAAGACCGAGUGGCAAAUGUUUAAAGACAUGUCAGGACAUAUCUGAAGUAAAUUCUCUCAAACUGAUACAGUAAGAUUUAAAAAAAAAAAAAAGAAAAAAGAUCUCAGUUAGCUGGACUGAAAUAUAUGCACAAGCAGGUGGUAUCAGGUACUUGGUGCAAUUCAGAUGCAGAGGAAAGAAAGAAAGAAAGAAAGAAAAUUGUUAAACAAUAGGCGAUAGAUUAUUGUAGUCACUGGUCUAGUCAGACACUUACAUGUAGUUGCUGUAUUGCUGUUGUGCUCGCAAGUUGCAAACAAUCAGAGAAAGUUGUGUUGCUUUCAGGCCGAGGACCCUUACAUACGAUGUUCACUGCGAGAACUGUCUUUUGAAAAUCAUGCUGUAACCACACAAGACCUUUAUCUCAAGUGGCCUCUUGUAAUUUAUUGAUUCAGUCGACCGCGAGACACAGAGAACACGGAGUUAAUUAAGACUAUACAGGAAUUUUGAUCACACAGUAAAUAAUUGCAACAGUCGAGACUACUUUUAGUGAAUAAAUGAAUUAAUACUGUUGGAGGUAAAAAAAAACAAAAAUAGCGACAGAAUUUAUUGCAAUAAUGACAUACUAUUCAUUUUAUAAUUUAAAAGAGUAGGAUAUAUAAAUGUGCAAUUAAGAUAAUGCGAACCUGUCCAGUUGAACUGGUGAGAAAAUCAACAUGUUCACAUUUGUGUAACAGUUCAUCAGUAAUAUAAGCCAAAGCUGUUCUUUUGUGUUGUUUUUGUACAGUUGCUACGGUUUCCUAACAGCUCACUCAAACGCACCAUCGUUCAUCAUAGUUUUUAUUUUGUAUCGUGCUUUAUCGCAGACGGUGUAAAGUCGUGUAAACCAGAUCUUGAAUCGAUAUCUAAAGCCAUGAACAUUUUGCUGUUCUGUUUGUACAAUUGAUAAUUUGAGCCAAACAUUUUUCUUUUGUUGUGUAAAUAGCGACUUUAAUAUAUAUCACCAGGGUGGGAGUGCGUGCUGAAUGUACCGUACGGACCGCCAUUUUCAAGAAAAGUAUAUUUUUGUGGAUUACAGCCAAGUUUACAAGUGUAGACCCUUAAAAAAAAAGUAGAUCGUUCACUGGUCGAUAUUUGCUAUUUUGUUCAUUUUACUGUAAUCUCCUCCAAAUUGAAUCAUCAACAUGACAUCCCAUGUGUUUCAGUUCCAGAUGGUCAACUUGUUUUUCUUUCCCUCUCUUUAUUAGUGAUGACUGUUUGUCCUAAAAGACAUUGUAUCAACAAUGCUGUGAGGUUGAAGUUCCACUUUUUUUCAAAUUUGUGAAGGAUGAUCACAAGGCUAGGGGAAAUAGGGUUUCUUCCCUCCCUAUUGUAGUUGUAUACCAGCAGCUGCUGAAUACACUGCCAACAUUCAAACCCAAGGUCCCAGCAUCACAUUGAAGAAUAAUCUAUUGUUACUGCAUGUGGCUCAACUGAAAAACAUGCCAUCUCGCGAGCCCUUUCCACUAUCCUGUUAUUGGUUCAUUGAAUUGAAGCAGAAGACGUGAGUGUGGUAGAAGUGGCUGCUGACCUUCACACAAAACUGAUCAUGCCUGUGCUCAUAUGUGGUUGUAAAUAUCGCAGACAGUCAUAAUUAUGUACAAAAAUACUCAUGUGUUUCCUUAAUUUGGCCUCAGAAAUUGUAUCGUAUAUCAGUGCCCUAUUACUAGUAAGACUACUAUAGGCCUAGGAACCUUAGGAGCCAGAAAAUCCGAAGGCGUUGAAGUCGUGUACACGGAAGGUGUUGCAACGCUGUUAUCGCACCGUGCGCAGACAGAAGGGAGAAAAAAAAGGGGGCUGUGACUUGUUUCUUCUCCAUCAUCACAGAAGCAAAUAAUUCAGCUAAUUCAUAACAACGCAACGUCAUCGACUUCAAUCUCACUGCUGGAUUGCACACAUUUGUAUGAGAAGUUUGCUGUACGUGAAAGGUAUCGCCCUGCAUUCGCCGUGACAUAUCUUGUGUGUGUUCCUGAGCCUCCUCCUCCGCCCCCAUCAUCCACUCCAUGAUAGCUCUCAAUAUAUAUAAUGAUCUAUGCAGUUGUAGCCCCAACUCACACACGGAGUAUGAUGUCAUUACAGGACACAUUUAGUCCACAAAGCAUCAGGAAGAAGAGCAUCUGAGGAUUGACUGUUAGACUCUUAUCCUGAAGUGCCGCAUCUGGAGGUUGCUGGACUACAAGUUAUACAUUUUAUGAUUGAUUUGGAUACCCCGGGGCAAUCUCUUCAUGUUCAUACACAUUGGUAGACACACUUUACAUGAUGUAUAGUAAUCCAUGAUGUAAUCCAGUUUAACACAGCAGGUGAAAAUAGCAAUAAUAAAUGACUACAACUAAAAAACAGUCUGCCUGUCUCGGCAGCACCACCUCGUAGUUGAGCACACUUUAGCACUUGAUGACAUAUCAGGGAAUUUUGUAGUUUGUCUAUCUAUAUGCACAGUUAGGAAAUGCCUUAUCCCAAAGAAAAAUUAUAUAUACCAUUUUUAUUUUCUCUCGGUUUGAAAAAAAAAAUAGACAAUGCAGAUAUCAUUCAAACUUGACCAGACCUGCCUCUUCUCAGAAAAGACCCACACAAGAAAAUGCACAGUGAAUGCACCGUGAUACACUUUGCUCUUUUGGUCUAUGUCCAAAUUGUGCACAACUGAUGAAUGUGAAAGGAAAGGGUAAUCAAUGAACCUUUGUAGAGGACUUUCUUCACUUUGCUGUGUAAGAGUACACUGCUUUGCUUCAUGGCUUUUAUAAACAGAACUACGUGUUUGGUAAGUGUUUGUAGUUGAUAGUUCACUUAACUGAAGAAGCUGUUUUCGGUUUGAGCGCUCAGACCGUUUGGCGGCACAAGCUGGACUUUGUUGCCAAUGAUGACAUUAUUUGUUUUGAAAAUCGAAAGAGAUUUUAAGUUAAUCUACAUUUUUUUCUUUCCCUUGAAUGUGUUAUUUUAUUUUCAUCAUACAAUAAAUAUUCAAGUGAACUUUUUAUUAAACAAUUAAGAUACUAUGCUAGAUAUUGUUGUACAAAAUUUGUAUUCUUCACAAAAGUACAAAUAUUGGCUUUUAAUGUGUAAUUUAGGUUAUCUCUCUUAUUCUGUAUAAAAUGAAGUAAACAACUCUUACAUAGAAUUUGUUCUCAUGUGAAGUCCCAAACAGUAGAAACUGUCAACUUUAUUAAACACCUCAGUGUAUGC
Messenger RNA from Epinephelus moara (kelp grouper), 5166 nucleotides. RefSeq names its product myocyte enhancer factor 2aa (gene mef2aa). Bases 443 to 1849 code for a protein of 468 amino acids. The transcript is spliced from 11 exons. The record is from RefSeq and is a predicted model, not a curated record. NCBI's taxonomy places the organism in Eukaryota, Metazoa, Chordata, Actinopteri, Perciformes, Serranidae. Gene Ontology annotation, molecular function: RNA polymerase II cis-regulatory region sequence-specific DNA binding; DNA-binding transcription factor activity, RNA polymerase II-specific; protein dimerization activity. Gene Ontology annotation, biological process: positive regulation of transcription by RNA polymerase II; cell differentiation; heart development.